Molecule: messenger RNA, 7064 nt
Organism: Harpia harpyja (harpy eagle)
Lineage: Eukaryota; Metazoa; Chordata; Aves; Accipitriformes; Accipitridae
Gene: ZMYM4
Product: zinc finger MYM-type containing 4
Exons: 29
Coding region: 272-4831 (1519 amino acids)
Molecular function (GO): zinc ion binding
Source: RefSeq, a predicted model, not a curated record
GGCCCCGCGCUGGGCUUGUCGUUGCAGCUUUAAGAGGGCUCGCGGCCUGGCGGGUCCGACCCCCCCCCCGCCGCCCUGAGGGAGCCGCCGGCCCCCCCCCCCCCCCCCCGCGUCAGCCCCCUCCUGCCGCAGCACGGCGCGGGGCCGGCCCCGGCACCCCGCCGACCCUCUCCCCGGCGCCCCCCGAAGGGGGGGGGGGGGAAAGGCUGAGAGGGAGUGACCCCCGGCCCCUCGCCCCGGGCUGGGACAGCUGAGGGGGGGGGGGCGCAACAUGGCGGAGGCCAAGGAGGAGGGGCCCGGCCCCCGCGCCAGGUUUGAAGAUAAAUCUGAUGCGGUAUUUGAUAUUACAGAAAAAUGUGGUGAAAUUCUGGAUGCAGAAAUGUCUGAGGACACUGACCACAACUUAACACCUGCCCUCGACGGCAUAUCUUAUGGAAUACAGAAUCGAACAGCAUCUGAAAACUCACUGCUGGAUGAUGAUGAUGAUGAUUAUUUUCUGAACUCUGGGGAUCUUGCAGGCAUACCUGUUGUUGGGAGUGACAACGAAGAUGAUCAAAAUUUCACUCCAAAAGACACUCUUUCUUCAGCAAUUCAUGAUGAAGACCAUCUGGAAGAGGGCAAGAGAGUUACAGAACAUGAAUUGGACAGUGAAAAAGAAAUUCAGAUUCAGAAUGCAAUCCAAAAGGAUCUCACUUCACCAUUUGAGCAGGGCCCUGUAUUUAAAUCAAUUCGAAAAGAUUUUAGCAUAACAAGAGAUAAUGGCAAAGAGACUUUUUCAGCAAAGGACAAGAAUAGAGAAGGACAUUUUCAAGAACGUGAAAAACGGUUGGAAAAAGUCCCUAAAGAUAUGGAUUCUAGAUUGAAAAGCAGUUUUCUUGACAAAGCAGUUCAUAAUCAAGUAGAAGAAACAUUACGGACGCAGUUAGCGCCACAAACUCCAGAAACUAACUUCAGGGAGUCUAGCUACCUAUUUUCUAGUAAGGAAUCUAUUGGACAAGAGCUGGGGAAUUCCUUUGCACCAAAUAUUAGAAUUAAGGAGGAGCCUUUGGAUGACGAAUAUGAUAAAGCUAUGGCCCCACAGCAGGGACUAUUAGACAAAAUUAAAGAUGAACCUGAUAAUUCCGAGGAGUACGGCCAACAGCCAAAAACUCAGGAAGGGGAGCUGAAAAUCAGUGCUGUAUUUUCAGUCAGUGGCAGUCCUCUUGCUCCACAGCUGUCAUCAGGUUUCCAGCCUGCUGUGGCAUCCUCUGGCAUGAGUAAAAUGCUUCCUUCAGUUCCAACCACAGCUGUUCGGGUUUCCUGUUCUGGCUGUAAAAAAAUCCUGCAGAAGGGGCAAACUGCAUACCAGAGGAAAGGCUCUACCCAGCUCUUCUGCUCCACACUGUGCCUCACUGGAUACACUGUUCCAGCUUCUCGCCCACCAGCUUCUACCAAGAAAACCUGCUCAAGCUGCUCAAAAGACAUUCUAAAUCCAAAGGAUGUAAUCACUGCCCAAUUUGACAACACAAACUCCAGUAAGGAUUUCUGCAGCCAGUCUUGUCUUUCUACAUAUGAACUGAAAAGGAAACCUGUUGUUACUAUUCAUACUAACAGCAUUUCAACCAAGUGCAGCAUGUGCCAGAAGAAUGCAGUGAUUAGACACGAAGUGAAUUACCAGAACGUUGUACACAAGCUCUGCAGCGAUGCCUGCUUCUCCAAGUUCCGCUCGGCUAACAACUUGACCAUGAACUGCUGUGAGAAUUGCGGAGGAUACUGCUACAGUGGCUCUGGCCAAUGUCACAUGCUUCAGAUAGAAGGACAGUCAAAAAAGUUCUGCAGUUCAACAUGUGUGACAGCAUACAAGCAGAAGUCAGCUAAAAUUACACCUUGCACACUGUGUAAAUCUUUGAGAUCUUCAGCUGAGAUGAUAGAGAGCACAAAUAACUUGGGAAAAACUGAACUGUUUUGCUCUGUUAACUGCUUGUCAGCGUAUAGAGUAAAAAUGGUUACUUCUGCAGGUGUUCAAGUUCAGUGCAACAGCUGUAAAACUUCAUCAAACCCUCAGUAUCACUUGGCUAUGUCAGAUGGGAGCAUACGCAAUUUUUGCAGCUACAGUUGUGUAGUAGCUUUUCAGAAUUUGUUCAACAAGCCUGCAGGAAUGAACUCGUCAGUGGUACCUCUGUCACAAGGUCAAGUCAUUGUAAGCAUUCCCUCGGGGGCAACGGUAUCGGCAGGUGGCACCACCUCGACUGUGUCCCCCAGCUCCAUGAGCAGUUCAGCUGCAGCUGGUCUACAAAGGCUGGCUGCCCAGUCCCAGCAAGUGACUUUUGCCCGCCCUGUUGUAAAACUCAGGUGUCAGCACUGCAACAGAUUGUUUGCAACCAAGCCAGAACUGCUUGACUACAAGGGUAAAACGUUCCAGUUCUGUGGGAAGACCUGCUGUGAUGAAUAUAAGAAGAGGAGCAGUGUAAUUGCAAUGUGUGAAUACUGCAAAAUUGAGAAAAUUAUCAAGGAGACAGUGCGAUUCUCAGGCAUAGAUAAACCAUUCUGUAGUGAAGGUUGUAAACUGCUCUAUAAACAUGACUUGGCUAAGCGCUGGGGAAACCACUGUAAAAUGUGCAGUUACUGUUUACAGGCUUCCCCCAAACUGGUCCAGAAUCACUUUGGGGGGAAAAUGGAGGAAUUUUGCUCAGAGGAGUGCAUGUCUAAAUUCACAGUUUUGUUUUACCAGAUGGCAAAGUGUGAUGGUUGUAAGAGACAAGGUAAACUCAGUGAGUCCAUGAAAUGGCAAGGGGAGAUCAAGCAUUUUUGCAAUCUGCUUUGUAUUCUGUUGUUCUGUAAUCAGCAAAGUGUUUCUGACCCUCCACCCCCAAACAACACAGCAAACCUUUCUAUGGCACCAGCUUCCUCAUCAGGCCCUCCUUCUUUGAGAAAGGAUUCAACCCCUGUCAUAGCAAAUGUGGUGUCCCUUGCAAGCACCCCUGCUGCCCAGCCUACAGUUAACUCCAACAAUGUUUUACAGGGUGCAGUCCCUACUGUGACAGCAAAAAUAAUAGGAGAUGCUAGUACUCAGACAGAUGCCCUAAAGCUACCACCAUCACAACCACCUAGGCUUCUAAAAAACAAAGCAUUAUUGUGCAAGCCAAUCACACAGACUAAGGCCACCUCCUGCAAACCUCACACACAAAACAAAGAAUGCCAGACAGAAGAAGAAGAAGUUGUUCAACCCCAGAUCAUUGUGGUACCUGUUCCUGUACCAGUGUUUGUGCCAGUGCCCCUUCACCUCUACACUCAAUACACACCAGUUCCACUUGGAAUGCCAGUACCUGUACCAGUUCCCAUGCUCUUCCCAACUACCCUGGAUAAUGCUGAUAAGAUCAUUGAAACUAUUCAGGAUAUCAAGGAAAAGAUUCCCACAAAUCCAUUUGAAGCUGAUCUGCUUCAGAUGGCAGAAAUGAUUGCUGAAGAUGAGGAGAAAGAAAAAACACACUCUCACGGUGGAUCUCAAACAUCUGAGCAUGAGCUCUUCCUGGAUCCCAAGAUAUUUGAGAAAGACCAAGGUAGCACUUACAGUGGAGAUCUAGAAUCAGAAGCAGUGUCCACUCCACACAGCUGGGAGGAUGAGUUAAAUCACUAUGCCUUACGAUCAAAUGCCCUGCCAGAACCAGAUCCAGAACUGAAGCAGUUCUCCAAAGGUGAUGUGGAACAGGACCUGGAGGCAGAUUUUCCAUCAGACUCAUUUGACCCUCUCAGUAAAGGACUGGGUUUGCAUUCACGUUCACGAGCAAGACGGAGACAUAGAGAUGGCUUCCCACAGCCAAAAAGACGGGGACGGAAGAAGUCUGUAGUUUCUGUAGAGCCCCGGAACCUGAUGCAGGGCUCCUACCCAGGAUGCUCUGUUUCUGGGAUGACCCUAAAGUAUAUGUACGGGGUAAACGCCUGGAAAAACUGGGUCCAAUGGAAAAACGCACAGGAGGAACAAGGGGACCUGAAGUUUUCGGUUCGUCCUGUGAAACUCAAGGAGGACAUUCUCUCAUGCACUUUUGCUGAGCUGAGUUUUGGCUUGUGCCAGUUUAUUCAAGAGGUGCGGAGACCAAAUGGAGAAAAAUAUGAUCCUGACAGCAUCUUAUAUUUGUGCCUUGGAAUUCAGCAGUACCUGUUUGAGAAUGGUAGAAUAGAUAACAUUUUUACCGAGCCCUAUUCCAGGUUUAUGAUUGAACUUACAAAACUUUUGAAAAUCUGGGAACCUACAAUUCUUCCAAACGGUUAUAUGUUCUCAAGAAUUGAAGAGGAACACUUGUGGGAAUGUAAACAGCUGGGUGCAUAUUCCCCUAUUGUUUUAUUGAACACACUUCUAUUCUUCAACACCAAAUACUUCCAACUAAAGAAUGUCAGUGAGCACCUGAAACUAUCCUUUGCCCAUGUUAGGAGACGCACCCGAACUCUGAAGUAUAAUACUAAGAUGACAUAUUUACGUUUUUUCCCACCCUUUCAAAAACAAGAGGUAGAAUCAGAUAAAUUAUCUGUAGGCAAAAGGAAACGCAGUGAAGAUGAGGAGAUUCCAACAGCAGUGGAAAUGGCUGAAAAUACGGAUAAUCCCCUGCGAUGUCCAGUCCGACUUUAUGAAUUUUACUUAUCAAAAUGUUCUGAAAGCGUGAAGCAGAGAAGUGAUGUAUUUUACCUUCAACCUGAGCGCUCCUGUGUACCCAAUAGCCCCAUGUGGUAUUCCACAUUGCCCAUAGACCCAGGAACCUUGGACAUCAUGUUAACACGUAUUCUUAUGGUGAGGGAGGUACACGAAGAACUUGCCAAAGUCAAAUCAGAGGACUCUGAUAUUGAGUUAUCAGACUAACUGAAGUGGGGUAUUUUCCUUUGAAUACGCAUCAGAAGCACCAAACUGGUGAAAAUGUGUAUCAAAUAAGCCAAGAUAGUGUCACCUACAGGCAUAUGUUGAACCACAGUGGAUGUACAAACUGGAACUGGAAGGAAGCAAGCUGUGUAAGCUGCAAAAAACAACGUCCUGUGGCACCGAUAAAUCCUCUGAACAAAUUCAAGAUGAACUAACCUAUUUGAGUGGUGCAUAAAUCCUUUAUCUGUUUAGGAUUUUAAAAAGUUGUGAGAUAUUUUUAAAGAAAAUGGUUAUGUAAAAUCUACCAUAACAAUGUUGGGCAUGGAGAGCUAGACUGUGGCUCACGUGACUUCUCAGCCUGAUGGCUGGCAGUCCUUGCUGCCAAAGAACAUGUGGAGAUCCUAGAGCUCUUCACGAGGACAGGAGAGAAAGUGGUGGUAUUUAGACAGACGCCUUCCGUUAUAAAUAUACGUACACAUAUGCUUUUAUAAUUUUUUUGAAACUGGGAUCAAAUGUUAGGACGGCAGAAGCCGCUGGCAUGUCUGCCAGGGAAGCUAUCUAAAUGGACAACUGUCUGGCUGCUGUUAAAGGGUCACACAAUGCCAGAAUCUAGCUCUCGGUCCAGGCUGAUACCAACUCUAGCUCUGUUCGGUCUUCAAUGUGGAAGAGGUGCUGUAGGUCAAACUUCAGAGCGAUUAUGUUACGGGAUGAACAUUUCUGGGGUAUGUACAGGAGAGUGACUGUCCUGGGGUAUGUGCAGAAAAUCCCUUACCUAGCCCAGUAGCUCUGCAGUCUGUUGAUAUAAUCUAGCAAAUACUGUGGUGCGCGGAAAUUUUUUUUCCCUUAAGGCAGCUUUCCUUUCUCCUCUUUCCCUACUCCUAUGUUUUUGGUUAUUUUAUAAGGCAAAUCUGGAGGGCCUUGUCAUUUCAAAUGAAAGAUCCAUGCACUCUUUCUCUUUCCACCUUUGCAACGCGUGCAGUGUUGUACAAAGGAUGCAGUAUUACUUUUGACAACAGAACUGUGGUAGAAAAUUACCAUGUGUGUUUUUUUUCCCACCCCACCCAAAGAGAUAUAGUCAUAGUGCUGGAAAUUGAAAGAGAUUUUUUUAAGGCUUGGCUGUUACUGCGUCUUUUUGAAGAGAAAAGCUCCCACUUUGUGUUUAAAGGACAGGACAUUAUCAGAUACUGUCUGUAUCUCCAUUUUCUCAAGCUAUAGAUGUGUGUUUCUGAUGACCAGUGGUCACAAAUUCAUUGGAAACCCAAACUAUUUUUAAAGAAGAGAAUUGUAUGGUUUUUAUCUAGCUCUGGUCAGUUAUCCAUCUUCUGUAACAGGGGUCUGAUAUUUGAUCUUGUCACUAAAAUUUCAAGAGAUGAAAAUCAACAGCCUUGAAUUAUAUUUCCUUUUUUUGUUUUGUUUUGUUUGUUUUUGUUUUUUAAUUAUUUUUUUAGCAGUAACAAAAGUAAUUUAACAAAAAUAAAAUCAGAAAGUAGUCUAUUGACGUUGUGUACUCGGUAGUCCUGUCCCUGCCUGUAACAGAUUUCACUGAUGUAUUUUUUAAUACAGAAAACUAUGUGAAAAGUAAACCUGCCCCUGAUUCUGUCUGAUCAAAGCCCAUCUGUGUCUGUCAUUUCUGAUCAAAGAUACUGCUUUCUCCAUGUCCUGGCCCAGCACUCCCGGGAGAGAUGUUUCGGCCAUAAUACAUACCUUGCCAGGAAACUACCCGGCACUUGGAGGCUCAGGGAUGCUUCUCUAGGCUGAUUUCUUGUUCUGUGAACACUAACCUGUCCCUCCCCAUAGUUAUACUAAAUAGUGAAAUAGCAGGCACGGUAUUUUGGAUUGGGAUGGUUGAUAGAACAUUUCAGGGAAAAUAAAAUCCUUUUGGAAAGAUUAGUGUGUAGGUCUGUAGAGGGUAGAAGAAGUCCAAGCUGUGUCUGUUGCACGCAGGUGUGCCCAGAACCUCGAUGUCAGUAGGAGAGGGGAAGGAUCCAGGAAUUUCUGUAUUUCCUGGGCAUCCCCUGCAAGAGUGCAGCUGUUCUUGGCUGCAGCAGGCUGCCUUUGCCCUCUCCCUCCUUCCCUGACCGCCCCCAGGGAAAAAGCAAGGCAGCAGUUAGGACAAGCUGUUGGGAGGGCAGGCUUUCAUUAUGUGGGGGUCGUCUAAAAAAUAAUACCACAUCUGAGUUUUCCCUUAAUAGACAUUAACAGAAAUAUUCCCAUAGAAUAAAGUAGUAUAUUUGUA